This is a messenger RNA of Pieris macdunnoughi, 1461 nucleotides long. Lineage: Eukaryota; Metazoa; Arthropoda; Insecta; Lepidoptera; Pieridae. The record is from the annotation of a GenBank genome assembly.
AUGAAGAUUUUAAUGAGAGCUGAUACACACUGUAGUAUCAUAGUGGGUGAAAGUGACUAUGGCAAACCAAAGUAUACAUUUUCGCAGGUACUGGCUGCAAUUGGAGUCUCGUUGGGUUCAAUGAUAGUUGGUUUCUCUUCAGCUUACACUUCACCAGCACUUGCUACUAUGAAAAAUUCAUCUACUAUUUCGGUGUCCGAAGAAGACGCCAGUUGGGUCGGCGCGUUACUACCUUUGACUGCAGCGAUCGGGGGCAUUAUCGGUGGACCUCUGGUAGAUUACUUAGGACGUCGUAGAACGCUAAUACUGACUGCAAUACCGUUUGCUAUCGGAUGGAUUCUGAUAGCCUCAGCAAACAUUGUCCACUUGGUACUUGUGGGACGAGCAAUUUGCGGUUUAUGCGUUGGAAUUGCAUCAUUAGCUUUUCCAGUUUAUUUGGGUGAAACCAUUCACCCAGAAGUAAGAGGUACAUUAGGAAUAUUGCCUACAGCAAUCGGAAACAUCGGAAUCCUCAUAUGUAACGCAGCGGGUAAAUAUUUAGACUGGUCAGCACUGGCAUAUUUGGGGGCUGCUCUCUCUGUUCCAUUUCUUAUCUUAAUGCUACCUUUACCGGAAACGCCGCGUUGGUAUUUAUCGCAAAGUAAGACAGAAGAUGCCCGGAAAGCACUACAAUGGCUUCGAGGAAAGCAUGCAAACAUUGAUAACGAAAUGCAAGACAUAGCUUUAUCCGAUGCCGAGAUCCAAAACCAGUCAUCGUUUAGAGAUAUAUUUGAUAAAAAAUAUCUAAAAUCGAUUUCAAUUUGUCUUGGUUUAAUGGCUUUUCAGCAAUUUUCUGGUAUAAAUGCUGUCAUAUUCUAUACGGUAGGAAUAUUUAAAAUGGCCGGGAGUGCUGUAGAUGAGAAUUUAUCUGCAAUUAUUGUAGGUGUCGUUAACUUUGUAUCAACGUUCAUCGCCACAGGAAUCAUUGAUAGAGCGGGUCGAAAACUAUUAUUGUACAUUUCUUCAGUUACAAUGACUGUAACAUUAAUGAUAUUAGGUACAUUUUUCUAUGUGGUUAAUUUAGAAACGACAAGUUUAGGUUGGAUACCUCUUACAUGUAUAAUGGUUUAUUUGCUUGGAUUCUCAUUAGCUUUUGGGCCAAUACCAUGGCUUAUGAUGGGUGAAAUUCUUCCUGCUAAAAUAAGAGGAGCUGCAGCGUCAAUGUGUACUUCAUUUAAUUAUUUAUGUUCGUUUAUAGUUACAAAAACUUUCUAUAACCUCGUAAAAGCGAUAGAACCAUCGGGUGCAUUUUGGUUAUUUGGUAGCAUUUGUUUUACAGGAUUAUUUUUUGUGAUCAUAUGUGUGCCUGAGACGCGAGGUAAAAGUCUCGAACAAAUAGAAAAUAAACUAACACGUAGGCGUAACAGAUCACGAAGAUUAAGUUCAAUAGUAAAUAUAAAACCACUGCCAAGUGGUUGUUGA